Talaromyces proteolyticus is the source of this 1931-nucleotide messenger RNA. RefSeq lists its product as uncharacterized. The coding region runs from base 402 to 1685 and encodes 427 amino acids. The record is from RefSeq and is a predicted model, not a curated record. Lineage: Eukaryota; Fungi; Ascomycota; Eurotiomycetes; Eurotiales; Trichocomaceae. The transcript has a single exon. Gene Ontology annotation, molecular function: DNA-binding transcription factor activity, RNA polymerase II-specific; zinc ion binding. Gene Ontology annotation, biological process: regulation of transcription by RNA polymerase II.
CUGCCCUUUAUCAAUCCUUGCAAAAUCGUCACUCUUGCAAUCUGAAGAAUCAAAAUAUCGGCCCAACUUCCACGGUCUUUUGUUAAGACCAAGUGGCACGCCAACGUUGCGCAUAUGCAGCUUUGCCGAAUUCAUCGCCCCCCAGGUUCAACACGGACACAGCGUUGAUCUGCGGCCGCCAAUUUGCAAGAUUUCAAGUAAAUUUAAGUGAACAGCAGAUUGACCUAUAUAUUUUUAAUGAAUAUAUAAGUCAUGGCUGAAAAGGGUAUUGUCGAAUUUACAGCCGCAUAAAACACUACAUUCUUUAUCUCCUUAUCUAGAGUGAGGUUCUUUCCUCGACGCCGUCACGGCCUCAUCGCGUCGAGAGAGAGCAGACUGUAAAUAAAGAGAAUAUAGACAAUAUGUCGACGGCAUCGGGACCGCGCCGCAAAACAAAGGCCUUCCAUCACAAAUCGCGCGGCGGAUGCCGAACCUGCAAGACUCGCCGCGUCAAAUGCGACGAGAAACGACCGCGAUGUAACAACUGCAUACGCAUUGGCAGCGAAGUCUGCAUAUAUGACGCCGUCAAACCAACAUCAUCCUCUAAAAUGGCCCUGUCAGGUCGAUCCUUGAGCUCCCCAAGCGACAGUCAUCAUUCAGCAACUGAUUUGGCCAGAUUCAAUCCUGCAUCCACGCCCAGCCCGGUCUCCCUCGGCAACAUGUACCACAGCAUCGACAGCAUAGAUCUGCCGGAAUCCGCGUCCAGAAGGAAACUUGAGAUGCGGUUACUCCAUAACUUCAUGACGCAUUUAACAAAUCCAUAUGCGGAAAAAUCCACCCCGGCGGCUGUUUUAGGCUGGCUGCAAGAGGUACCGAAACUGUCUCUCGAAUUUGAUAACCUGCAGUACAUGAUGCUGGCCUGUUCCGGCGCCCAUCUGCUGCGCUCUCUGCCUGAUAACGGCGAGGUAGCGAAUGCUCAUCAGGUAUACAUCACGCUCGCACUGCGCGACCAGCAGCGGGCCGUCGCCAACAUGAACCAUGUCAAUAGCGAAUCCAUCGUGUAUAGCGCUCUACUCCAUUUUCUUUAUUCCUUCUCCUGUCUGUGGAAUCGGCCUCUAGAUCCUUAUACUCCGCCGACCGAUUGGCUUCAUGUCGGCAAAGGCGUCAGAUCUGUUCUAGUCGCUGUAUUAGAAGGCUCAGUUCAAAGAAACGCCCCCGACCCCAACAAUCCCAACCAUAAGCCAUCAUCCGCAGUGCUGAUGGUGCGAAACGCUCCGCCAGAUUUCCGAAACGAUAAUCUCUACUCGAAAGAGAAUAUAUUACCGCUUCCCGUUCUCUUAGAUUAUACCGUGGACGCGCCAGACUACACUGCCCGGGAAGCGUACGAGGACGCACUCGGGUAUAUCGGCAGCAUGUACGAAGCUGUCUACAUCAACGAACCCGUGUUCUCGCUCACGCGGCGGUUCAUGGGGUUUUCCAUCUUCGUGCCCAACCUAUUCAUUCAGCUGGUCAAGGAGCAGCGACCGCGAGCGCUGGUUAUCCUUGCUAUGUAUUUUGCGCUCAUGAGUAGGGCGCAGUCGGUGUGGUGGGUGGGUGAUAUCCCGCAUAGAGAAAUCCUAGCGAUCCAGAGAGUUUUACCGCCUGAAUGGCAAGAAGCGAUGCAGUGGCCGCUGGCUGUAGCUGGAUUAAUAACUUCAUACUGUUGAGAUCUGUCGUGGUGGUCAGGAGUAUUAGGGUUCAUGAAUACAUAAUGAUUUUUGAUAACAUGGGUAGUUAUGUUAUUGUGUGUAAUUGGGGGAGAUUAGUAAAUAUUAUACUAUUGAGCGCACAGGGCAUGCUUUAGUCAUGCUUAACAAGAUUUUGGAAAUGAUCUAAUGCACGAUGCUACAGGAUGCUCUGAAAUACAGUAAACGAGGAACGAGAAACGAGCAUGACUAGUUUGUCGACUAGAG